Prosopis cineraria is the source of this 1566-nucleotide messenger RNA. RefSeq lists its product as uncharacterized. The transcript is spliced from 3 exons. Gene Ontology annotation, molecular function: protein-folding chaperone binding. Bases 385 to 1368 code for a protein of 327 amino acids. Gene Ontology annotation, cellular component: cytosol. NCBI's taxonomy places the organism in Eukaryota, Viridiplantae, Streptophyta, Magnoliopsida, Fabales, Fabaceae. The record is from RefSeq and is a predicted model, not a curated record.
UUAAUAUUUAAUCCUGUUUUCUUGGUCUGUUGGAGAAUCACAAUGCACGUCGAAGCCUGAUAGCUCAUCUUCAAAUAUAUAUCUCUUCUCCCUUCAUUGUCUGAAAUAUCCAUCAAACACCGCAAUCCAUUUUUUUUCUCCAAUUUCCAAAUCAUGCACUGCGUCCCCCCUCCAGCUACUAGAUUGUAAUUGAGCAAAUUCUUCGAUUCUGGUUGUGUUGAUGAUUGCGUCGUCUCCUUCAUCCUUUACAAUUGUCGUCGAACGUCAACUCCAAAGAACGAUUGGAUGAGGCUCUUAGCAGGAAGAAGCAGUGAUUGUGUAAGCUAGGAUCAUAGAAGAAGGAUCGGCUUCCAACAUUUGGCGUUUUAGUUUCACAUAGUAAAAAUGGGGGUGGAUUACUACAAUAUAUUGAAGGUUGUUAAAAAUGCUACAGACGAUGACCUGAAGAAGUCAUACAGAAAGUUGGCCAUGAAAUGGCAUCCUGACAAGAAUCCCAACAACAAAAAAGAAGCUGAAGCCAAAUUCAAGCAGAUCUCAGAUGCCUAUGAGGUACUAAGCGACCCUCAGAAGAGGAUGAUCUAUGAUCAGCAUGGAGAGGAAGGGUUGCAAGAUAUGCCACCGCCAGGGAAUGGACCAUCAAGUGGGUUUAAUCCCAGAAACGCUGAGGAUAUUUUUGCAGAAUUCUUUGGGAGUAGCCCUUUUGGAUUUGGAUCGUCUGGACCAGGCAAGUCCAUGAAGUACCAACCGGAAGGGCCUGGAAUAUAUGGUGGUUUUGGCGGAGGCGACAACAUUUUUCGUACAUGCAAUGAAGGUAAGCAAAUGCCGAAAAAACCACCAGCUGUGGAGAGCAAACUGCCUUGCAGCCUGGAGGAGUUAUACUCUGGAUCCACUAGGAAAAUGAAGAUCUCAAGGACUAUUGAUGCCAACGGACGGCCAGUCACAGAAACAGAGAUGCUAAGCAUUGAUGUAAAACCGGGGUGGAAGAAAGGGACCAAGAUCACUUUCCCAGAUAAAGGGAAUCAACAGCCAAAUCUACUUCCAGCUGACCUGGUGUUUGUGAUUGACGAAAAGCCUCACGAUCUGUACACGAGAGAUGGCAAUGACCUGAUUGUGAGCCUAAGGGUGUCGCUAGCAGAGGCAAUAGGAGGAACAACAGUGAACCUCACCACCCUUGAUGGACGGAGUCUAUCAAUACCAGUGACUGACAUUGUGAGCCCUGGUUAUGAGCUUCUUGUUCCAAAGCAAGGGAUGCCAAUAGCAAAGGAGCCUAGGAACAUGGGUGAUUUGAAGAUCAGAUUUGAGGUCAAGUUCCCAACACGGUUGACGCCAGAGCAACAAGCAGGGCUCAAACGCGCAUUGGGAGGUUAAGCAUCCUCUUUCUUCAAGUCUUUGCCUUGGACUCACCUACACAGGCUGAUGUCUGCACGCUGGGAAUUGCAAGCCCCCAUUCCUGUUCUAUGGUAUUUAACAAUUCUCGAGUGUAAUUUUGUGUAACAUGGCCCAUCUUAUUGUAAUGUUAUGCUAAAUCAUCCAUACUUGUAUGUAUUUAAUGAUCUCAUGUGUCGA